Messenger RNA from Coffea arabica (coffee), 873 nucleotides. The record is from RefSeq and is a predicted model, not a curated record. NCBI's taxonomy places the organism in Eukaryota, Viridiplantae, Streptophyta, Magnoliopsida, Gentianales, Rubiaceae.
AUGGCUUUCCUCAGAGAAAAUUUCUUCAAUGGCAUGAGGAGCACCCAACGAUGCGAGAAAAUGCAUCAGGUGUUGAAGUUAAACCUUACACCCCAGUUGAAACUGUACGAGUGCGUUCAAGCUUAUGACCUUGCUGUUGCUCGGCUCAGGCAUGAGAAGAGGCGGCUUCGAACUGUCAAGGAGCACACUACCCUUCUUCCCGCGACCCAAUUGCAGCCAUUAGAGAGACAUGCGAGUAAUGUCUUCACCAGGACGAUAUACAUCAUGGUCCGUAAAGAAAUGAAGAAACAGGAAAUGUACUACAGGUAUAAUGGCAGCGACAAUGGCAUUACAGCAGUCCACUACUUGAGACAUCCAUACAUAUAUUCGGAGUAUAUGGUGUCGUACGACAGGGCAACUGGCAACAUGAACUGCUCUUGCUUGAAACUCGAAAUGCUAGGUUUGCCAUAUUGCCAUAUGUUUAGAGCAAUGCUAUUCGAGAAACUCCAAAGGAUCCCCCAAAACUGCAUCAUGAAACGGUGGACUCGACAUGCUAAAGAAGGGACAGUGACCAGGGAUGCUGUAAAUACUCCCAACUCUAACCUAACGGAAAUGACACGGUACUCUCGCUUAAUAUCUGCUGCUAACAAUCUAAACUUAUAUGCAUCCAAAACAACCGAAGAAUUUGUCAACGUAUUGGAAUUAUUCCACAAUGAGACUGAUCGGGUAAAGGAGCUGCAAGAUAAGGCACAGAUAGACAGCUAUCCAUUGUCACGCCUAAGAGCACAGAUGGCUUUGUGGGGCAUCUUUGGUAGAACUACAGUGGUCCAGCCAAUAGGCAAUGCCAGUGAUCCUAAUGUGAAGCCCUCUGUACCAUUUGAGAUAGUAGAAUGA